Molecule: messenger RNA, 1788 nt
Organism: Papilio machaon (common yellow swallowtail)
Lineage: Eukaryota; Metazoa; Arthropoda; Insecta; Lepidoptera; Papilionidae
Gene: PpD3
Product: serine/threonine-protein phosphatase 5
Exons: 9
Coding region: 145-1617 (490 amino acids)
Cellular component (GO): cytosol; nucleus
Molecular function (GO): protein serine/threonine phosphatase activity; protein binding
Source: RefSeq, a predicted model, not a curated record
UCGUUCGUUCAUCAUUCAUUACUUAAAUUUUCAUGAAUUACGGAUUACAUUUUAUGUCCGUCAAGAAAAUCACGUUAAUAUCGAUGAUUGAUUAAUGUAAUUGUAAAUUGCUUUAAUUUUAUUAUUAAUUUAAUUGAUUAAAACAUGGCUACAAACGCUGAAGUAACCGGGCCAGUAUCCCAAGAGGAUAUAGAGGCAGCAGAAAAAUUGAAAAAUGAAGCUAAUGAAUUCUUUAAAAAACAGAAUUACGAUGCUGCUAUCGAAUUGUAUACAAAAGCAAUAGAGAAGAACCCGAAUAAUGCGGUGUUCUUCGCAAAUAGGAGCAUAGCUAAUUUAAGGUUGGAAAACUUUGGAUAUGCACUCGUCGAUGCAUCUAGGGCAAUAGAUUUGGAUAAAAACUAUACCAAGGCCUAUUAUAGGCGAGCGGCUGCUCACAUGUCUUUAGGAAAGUACAAAUUAGCCCUUAAGGAUUUUGAAUUUGUAACCAAAGUAAGGCCAAAUGACCAGGAUGCUAAGAUGAAAUAUACUGAAUGUAAUAAGAUUGUUAAAAAAAUUGCAUUUGAAAAAGCAAUAGCCGUUGACAAGAAAGAAGUGAACAUAGCCGACUCUAUCAACCUUGAUGCUAUGACAAUUGAGGAUGAAUAUGAAGGUCCAAUGUUGGAAGAUGGCAAAGUAACAGUUAAAUUUGUUAAUGAUUUAAUUGAACAUUACAAACAAGAAAAGCAUCUACACAAGAAAUAUGCCUAUAAGAUCCUCAUUGAUGUCAAAGCAUAUUUAAGUAAUCAGCCAACUCUUGUUGAUAUCAAAGUACCGGAUGACAAAAAAUUCACAGUAUGUGGUGAUAUACACGGACAGUUCUAUGAUCUUAUGAAUAUAUUCAAGCUAAAUGGAUUACCGUCUGAAGAGAACCCUUACUUGUUCAAUGGAGAUUUUGUUGAUCGAGGAUCGUUCAGUGUUGAAUGUAUAUUCACAUUGUUUAGUUUUAAACUUUUAUAUCCCGACCACUUUUUCAUGUCUCGAGGUAAUCACGAAUCCCUGGACAUGAACCGUAUGUAUGGGUUCCGUGGUGAAGUAACAUUUAAGUACACAGCUCAGAUGGCGGACUUGUUCACCGAGGUGUACAAUUGGCUACCACUGGCACAUUGUAUUAAUAACCGAGUGCUGGUGAUGCAUGGUGGACUGUUCUCCAGUGAUGAUGUCACACUUGAUGAUAUAAGGAACGUGGAUAGAAAUAAACAGCCUCCGGAAGAUGGUAUAAUGUGUGAGCUGUUGUGGUCAGACCCUCAGCCUAUGGUGGGAAGGUCUCCGUCAAAGCGCGGUGUGGGAUGUCAGUUUGGACCUGACGUCACCCACAGCUUCCUCGAGAGGAACCACCUCGACUACAUCAUCAGGAGUCAUGAGGUGAAGAGUGAUGGAUACGAAGUCGCUCAUGAUGGUAAAUGUAUUACCGUCUUCUCCGCACCCAAUUACUGUGACACAAUGGCGAAUUUGGGAGCCUUUAUAACAAUGAAUGGUAAAGAUUUGAAGCCUAACUUUACAACUUACGAGGCUGUGCCUCAUCCAAAUGUCAGACCAAUGACAUAUGCCCAUCCAUUCUUUAGUACACUUGUCCAGUGAAUGAUAUAUAAAGGGAUAUUUCUCAGCAUUAAACCAACAAAAACAGACAUCACAAAUACAAUGGAACUGUCCAUACAAUUUUGUAUGGACUUAUGAAUUGUAUGGUCGAUACGUCGUCAAAUGUUUUUUUUUAUUCAAGGUAUGUUAAUUUUUGUAUGAUUCCAAAUGGAU